CAGAUUGAAAAUGGGCCUCAAAUUGAUUGCCUCAAUUUAAAAUGCUGACGUCUCAUUGGUUGCUGUUUCAUUUCGAUACCAGUCGCAGAAAACGUUGUCAUAUAGGCACCACUUGAUUUGAAAAAAUCUUCAUUCCGAGACCCCAACCUUUGGAACUCCAAUAAUAAAGUCGGAUCUAUUACCUCUAAACUGCUUGAUUAACUUGGGAAGGGUAGUUGAAAUGAAGCACAGGUACGGAUUCCCGCCCAAAAUCGGAGAGCCGAGAGAGGUGAAGUUGUGCAUGGAGAGCAUAGAAGAUCUAUGGCACAUGUACAACAUAAUAGCCCCGGGAGACACCAUCAAAUGCAAGACCAGUCGUAAGGUAGUCCAGCAGUCAGACACUGGCAGUUCCAAGACCCAGAGAAUCACGAUGACACUGACUCUUUGUGUGAUAACAGUCACUUAUGAUUUCGACGUUGGAGAGCUCGCCAUCAAGGGUAAAAACGUAGAAAAGAAUGAGCACGUUCGCCUUGGUGCUCAUCAUAAAAUAGAUCUAAAGCUGAACGAGUUCUUCACCCUCGGUAAGCAGGAAUGGGAUUCGAUCUCAGUCGAGAGGAUCCUAGAUGCUUGUGAUCCAGACAGCACUGCAGAACUGGCAGCUGUUACAAUGCAAGAUGGACUAGCUUAUGUGUGUUUGAUCACACCUUCGAUGACCUUGACCAAGCAGAAGGUUGAAAUCAACAUUCCGAGGAAGACACCUGGAAUGACAUCUGCAAAAGAAAAGGCAAUUUUGAAAUUCCAUGAGCAGGUACUGCAGGCCAUGUUGACCCAUCUCAAUUUCUCUGUGCUGAAGUGUGUAAUAAUAGCCAGUCCAGGAUUCGUCAAAGACGACUUCAUGAAAUACGUCAAUGCACAGAUCCAAGCGGACAAAGUGCCCCUAAACGAGCACAAGAGUAAGUUUGUGUUGGUCCAUUCUGACUCGGGCUACAAACACUCGUUGAACGAACUACUGACCGAUGAGUCACUCGUGAACAAACUAAGCGACGUCAAGGCUCUCAAAGAGGUGCGUGCUUUGGAUAGCUUCAAGAAACUGAUGUUUAAUAGUCCAGACAGAGCUAUCUACGGCCCCAAGGCAGUCAUGAAGGCGAGUGAGGCACAAGCCAUAGAAGAACUGCUCAUUACGGACACUCUUUUCAGAAGUAGGAACUUCGUGGUGAGGAAGCAGUUCGUGCAGUUGGUCGAAGAUGUCAGGGACUGCGGAGGCGAAGUACGCAUUCUAUCCAGUCUUCACGAGUCAGGACAGUAUCUGGACAGACUGACUGGCAUAGCAGCCCUGCUGCGGUUCCCGAUGCCAGAACUAGACAUGAUGUGUGAGUCGGAGGACGAAGAGGACGACAACGACGGAGCAGGUGGAGGUGCGAACGGGGAUGUAUCAGAUGACGAUAUGGAGAAUAAUGGUAUCGAAGCUAACCCGAACCACUGAAAAAUCAACUGAUAAACUCAAGCAUUAGAUAAAUUUAAUGACGCAUUUUAAGCUCCUGUUCUGACUGACCUGCAAUUCGGAAUCGAUCGCAGUUAAGUUUGAAGUGUUAAACAGCUGAGUCAUAUGAUUUAAAUCUGCAUAAAAAGCAACUAGACGUAGAAGAGCAGGUUACCAGCAAUACCAGUAAUUAUGAGAAUUUGUAUUUAUUAGUAAAAUUCAAAAGAUUAGGAGCUUAGACCAAGUUGAAUAAUAAUUAACGACCAAGUUGAAUAAUAAUUAACAUUCAACUGAUUGUAAAGUUAUACUAGAUUAUUUCAACUGCCUAGUCAUGUAGCAACACGUGCUGUAAAACAUACUAGUAGUUAGCUGUAACGUAUUUAUGUUUAGGCAAUAUAGUUUUGACUUUAA
Messenger RNA from Symsagittifera roscoffensis, 1870 nucleotides. Its product is annotated as protein pelota-like. The coding region runs from base 221 to 1462 and encodes 413 amino acids. NCBI's taxonomy places the organism in Eukaryota, Metazoa, Xenacoelomorpha, Acoela, Convolutidae. The transcript has 6 exons. Gene Ontology annotation, biological process: RNA surveillance; nuclear-transcribed mRNA catabolic process, no-go decay; ribosome disassembly. Gene Ontology annotation, cellular component: cytoplasm. The record is from RefSeq and is a predicted model, not a curated record.